Molecule: messenger RNA, 1521 nt
Organism: Rana temporaria (common frog)
Lineage: Eukaryota; Metazoa; Chordata; Amphibia; Anura; Ranidae
Product: putative tripartite motif-containing protein 75
Exons: 1
Coding region: 1-1521 (506 amino acids)
Molecular function (GO): zinc ion binding; protein binding
Source: RefSeq, a predicted model, not a curated record
AUGGCAGCUGUGAAGGAAGAUCUGAGCUGCUCCAUCUGCCUGGACCCCUGUGAAGACCCGGUGUCACUGCCGUGUGGACACAGAUUCUGCAGAGUGUGUAUUUCGUAUGAGCUGGACACCCAGAAAAGUUCUGAAGUUUAUUUCUGUCCACAAUGUAAGACACAAUUUAUGGAGCGCCCUCCGAUGCUGCAUAAGAAGAGGCGGCUGCAUGCGGUGGAGACAGUCCCUUGUACAUACUGUGAUGAUCCUGCCCCUGCAGAGAAGACGUGUCUACAUUGUGAUGCUUCACUUUGUGCCAAACACCUAACGAAGCACAGUACGGCACCUGAACAUGUUCUGAUAGAGCCUACUGCAACCCCGGAGGAUAGAAAAUGUACCGAGCACCGGCAGCUCCUGAAUCAUUACUGCACAGAGGAUGGCGCCUUCAUCUGUUUGCUCUGCUACGUAGCUGGAGACCACAAGGGGCACGAGGUGGUGUCUCUGAAUAUAAACUCUGCUGAGGAGGGCAAGGGAUACCUAAUUCCAAUUAUAAAGAAUCUGAGAAAGGAAAGAUAUAAAACAGAGGAUCAGAUCCGUAGCCUGCAGGCCCAGGAGGCAGCACAGGGAAGGAAAACAGACGAUUGCAAAAGAAGAGUCGUUUUCCGAAUCCAAACCAUCAAAAAGGACCUUGAGGUGCUUCAGAAGAAGGUCCUGAAUGAGGUCAACACACAGAAAAAAGAGGUUUCAGACUCAAUAUUUGAAUGGAAAAAGAAGCUGGAGAUGCAGAGGCAAGAGUUGUCCAUAAAGAUUGAUCAUGUCGAGAAGCUAUUUAGCAUAAGUGAUUCGUUAACUUUUAUCAAGAAGGUACUGGCAACUGAUUUGGUCGGGAUCUUCAAUGUUGAACAAAUGAGCGGUGAUACGUUCGAUGAAACACCAAUCUCCGAGAUGCUGUACAAGGAACUCUUACAAUUCUCCGAUGGUCUAAAUAAACAGAUCCUAAAGGAUGCCUUUCCAAAGAUGAAGAAAUCAGAGAUCACCCUGGACGUAAAGACUGCUCAUUGUAAGAUUAAUAUAACCGAUGAUCUCAGAUCUGCCAUUUAUACAGAAAAACGUCAGACUAGAGACACUGGAUCAGAGAGGUUCCGAUCCCACCAUGUAUUAAGUGAGUGCAGCUUAUCAUCGGGGAAUCACUACUGGGAGGUGGAGAUGAUGGGAACACAAUGUAGCAUUGGCAUUGCCUAUAAUAACAUGGACAGGAAGUCAACAAAACACGACUCACACAUUGGUUACAAUGAGAGAUCCUGGGGUUUAGAUGUAGAUACCAACCUUAGCGUGUGGCACAACAAUGUUAAAACCCAAAUCUCCACGGAUUCCCCAGUGCGGUCAUUUGGGAUUUUCCUGGAAUAUGAGGUUGGUCGUCUGUCCUUCUACCAAUUGUGUGACCCCAUCAGACACCUUCACACCUUCACCACCACCUUCACCGAUCCCCUCAAUGCUGCCUUCUAUGUAUAUAAGGAUUCCGGAAUCACAAUCCUAAAAUAA